Anguilla rostrata (American eel) is the source of this 1739-nucleotide messenger RNA. RefSeq names its product lymphocyte cytosolic protein 2b (gene lcp2b). Gene Ontology annotation, biological process: cell surface receptor protein tyrosine kinase signaling pathway; intracellular signal transduction. The transcript is spliced from 11 exons. NCBI's taxonomy places the organism in Eukaryota, Metazoa, Chordata, Actinopteri, Anguilliformes, Anguillidae. The coding region runs from base 315 to 1406 and encodes 363 amino acids. The record is from RefSeq and is a predicted model, not a curated record.
UCAGAAGUUGCUGACUGUGAUGUGGCAUUAGUUCUGCUGGAGUUGUGAGAUGCGCUUAAGUGAGUUGGUUUCCCCUCUCUGUCUGAACUCACAGUAGACUGAGGCUGGCUUUCAUAACCGCUGCCUCCUGCUUCAGACUGGCUGCAGGUGGAGCUGCACUGGGCUUCUCUGAGACGCUCCGCAGCGGAGAAAGAGCCCCAUUCCCCCGCGCGGAUCGGCCCGUCCCGGAAGCGUCUUUAUCACGCGUGAGCGGCUGAGCUCUGCUCGAGCGGUUACCCGUCGCCUCUCGCUGUGAAGAGCCCGUCUGGAGCAGGAUGAGCUCAGACGGCGUGCCGGGCAGGCCUGGGGUGCUGAGCUGGAGCGCCUGUCGCCUGGCUGACCCGAGGAGGAAUCAGAACGAGAGCAACUACAAAAGUCCGCUCAAACGCGAGGACAGAGACAGUGACGAGGACUACGUGUUCCCUACAGAGGACAAGCCUAGAGAACAAGAGGACGACGAAAACACCUACGAAGCCCCGCCCCCCGAGGCCUCCAACCCGCCCCGCUGGUGCUUUCCCGCCAAGCCUCUGGACGAUGGCGACUACAUAGAUGCUAUCCUUAGUCAUGGUGACUCAUCAGUGGGUUCAGAAGGCUUUACCCUGCCCCAGGGCCGCCGGCCCCGAGACGGACCCAAACACCUCCGUCCCUGCAGCAGCCACAGCGUGCAGCCCUCCUCUUGUGGAGAUGAGCAGCUCCAACAGAGGUCCCUCAGCACUUCUGCUAAACACCCCCACAGCCUUACUCCUCCCCGGGUGGACCGCAGUACGAAACCCUCCUGUCUGAAGAUCUCUUCCCCAGGAGGGGGCGUUCUACUAAACUCCAGGAACCCGCCCUGUCGGCCAAAGCAUGCAGGACUGGGAGGACCCCACAGCAGCCUGCCCCCUGGUGUUGCAAAAGGCAAACAGCAAAGAGAUGUUCCUGCUCAGUUCAGCUCCAGUUCCAGGUCAGACAGAUGUUCCACAGCAGCGCCUCAACCCCCAGCACCACCAACAAUACAGCAGUUUGAGAGCGAGCAGGACCCAGACCCCAGGUGGUACAUGGGUCAGGUGACUCGCGAGCAGGCGGAGCAUUAUCUCAGACAGGUGGGACAGGACGGGACCUUCCUGAUCAGGGACAGCUCGCAGUGCUCCAGCUCACAGCCCUACACACUCAUGGUGCUGUACCAGGGCAAAGUCUACAACAUCCAGAUCCGUUACCAUAGCCACCAGCGCACCUACGCACUGGGCACCAGAGGCAACAAGAGCUACUUGGGGCUGAGUGAUCUCAUCCAGCACCACAGGAGGGCGCCACUCAUGCUGAUUGACGGAAAGGAGCAGGGAUCUGCGCCCCAGAAGGAGUGUCUGCUCACACACCCCGCCAACGCCUGACCCCGCCCUCACACACAUUCCUACCUGGAAAUUGAACCUGUGACCUUUAGGUUACAAGACCAGCUCCUCACCCAUUAUACUACAAGGCCGCCCAGUUUCUGUAUUUAUAUACUGCCCCCCCAUGGACUCACAUAUCAAUUAACAAAUGACCUCAACCAUUCCAAGGAACGCUGAUGUGCACCUUUAGCAAAACGUUAUCUAGGAUGAAAGUAUCUGAUCCUGUCUGGUUUGAGGUGUCUGGAUUCUUUGCUUUGCCUCGUUUGUGUUGUGAGCUUCUAUUUCAUGUGCAGUGUAUGACUUUACUGAGUGAAAAAUAAAGUUUUUUUAAACUCA